Molecule: messenger RNA, 798 nt
Organism: Sporothrix schenckii 1099-18
Lineage: Eukaryota; Fungi; Ascomycota; Sordariomycetes; Ophiostomatales; Ophiostomataceae
Product: oxidoreductase, short chain dehydrogenase/reductase family protein
Exons: 1
Coding region: 1-798 (265 amino acids)
Molecular function (GO): oxidoreductase activity
Source: RefSeq, a predicted model, not a curated record
AUGUCGCCCCAACAACUCCAGGACAAGGUCAUUGCCGUCACCGGCGCUGCCUCGGGCAUUGGCCUGGCGUUUGCCCAGCUCGCCGCCGCCCGGGGUGCCAAGCUGUCCCUCGCCGACGUCUCGCAGGCCGGCCUCGACAAGGCCGCCGCGGAGCUGCGCGCCACCGCGGGCGCCGACAAUGUGCUGACGCGGGUCGUGGAUGUGCGCAAGUACGAUCAAGUGCAGGCGUGGAUCGACGCGACCACGCAAACGUUUGGCCGGCUCGACGGCGCCGCCAACAUGGCCGGCGUGAUCCCCAAGGACAUUGGCAUCCACACGCUGGCGGACCAGGACCUCGAGCAGUGGGACUUUGUGCUGGGCGUCAACACCACGGGGCUCAUGCACUGCCUCAAGGCGCAGACGCGCGUGGUCGCCGACGGCGGCAGCAUUGUCAACGCGUCGUCGAUUGCGGGCGUGACGGGCCGGGCCAAGAACGCGGCGUACGCGGCGAGCAAGCACGCGGUGGUCGGGCUGACGCGAUCGGCCUGCAAGGAGUUUGGCUACCGCGGCGUGCGUGUCAACUGCAUCUGCCCGGGCCCCAUCGACACGCCCAUGAACCACAAGGCGCGCGAGAUUGUCACGGCCAGCGGCGCGACCACCCACACGGGGCAGAGCGUGCUGUCGAGCACGCACGAGAACGCGCUGGGCCGCGCGGGCCGGCCGGAGGAGGUGGCCCACCUGAUUGCGUACCUGCUGAGCGACGAGUCGACGUACGUGUCGGGCACGGCCAUCUGCGUCGACGGCGGGUGGAUUUGCUAA